UCGCCGAGUGCAUCAAAGAUAUGUUCUACCGGCACAUAGCGAUUUGGUCUGAUUUGAAAUAUAUUCAAGAAAAAGAUCUGUACGCUGGCGCUGAUUGGUAUGCGAGUGAGUGUGUGUAUGUAUUGCUUGGUCCCACGUUUCAAGAAGCGAAAACUCGAAUCAGCUAUGCGAUACGGAGAUCUUGCGAAAGUCACUUCGUUGGUUGUGCACAAGUGUUUCUAGCCACGGUGUUUAUGGUGAACAUUCGAACAAGUUUUUACGCACUGUCCGUGCUGUAAGCGGCAAGUAGAGUGAAUUGAUGCGGAUAAUUGUGAUCCGCUUUUUUAAUUUCUUAUUGACUUUUUCCUCUGCAUCUCAAGAUUCCUUAUGUUGUGGACAUAGGACACUGUGUGGACAUUAAUAACAACUAUACAGCCGACAACAUCAUGCAUUAUUCGGCGGAUAAUAUUACUAAUAAUUAUUCGGUUAUGGGCUCAACAUUUCCGCAAAUGUCCAGCAUGACAGCGGCCACCAUGCCCGGUGGUCACAUGCAGUAUAACGGUUAUGCGGCCGGGAAUUUUAUGACAUCCGCUAUCGCCCAUACACCAUCCACUAUUACGGCCAUGCCCGGUCACUUUUCCAGUGCCCACACCACCAAUCUGCCGCCCGUUAAUGUGCGCGCCAAUUUAACGCAGAAUGGCGUAUCAUCCGAUGCCUUAUCACCUUCAUUAAUGGUGCAACGUUCGAGGAAUCCCGAGAAGAGUUAUCGUAGAAAUUACACUCACGCCAAACCGCCGUAUUCCUACAUUUCCUUGAUUACCAUGGCCAUCCAGCAUUCACCGGCCCGCAUGUGUACAUUGAGUGAGAUCUAUCAGUUUAUCAUGGAUAAUUUUCCCUUCUAUCGCCAGAAUCAACAACGAUGGCAGAACAGUAUUCGCCAUUCAUUAUCCUUUAAUGACUGCUUCGUUAAAGUGCCUCGUACGCCUGACAAACCGGGCAAAGGAAGUUUCUGGGGUUUACACCCGGAAUCGGGUAAUAUGUUUGAAAAUGGCUGUUAUCUGAGACGACAAAAACGGUUCAAGUGCGAGAAACGUGAGGCAAGCCGUAGCACAAACAAAGGUUCAAGUGGAACGAGCAAUAGCUGCGGAAACGAAGACUCGAACCAAGACGCUGCCAGCGAAGAUGCGCCGAUCAAAUCUGAGCCAUCGGAAGAUUGCGCAUCCGCCGUCAACGACAACACAGCCAGUCCGCACAACAGCUCUCCAGCGCCGGUUAACGUAUCCUGCAUCACUGCCGGACCUAACGUUACCCAACCACCUAAUAAUUCCACCGCACAACAGCAACAGCGUCAUUCGCCUGCCUCCUUGUACAAUAAUCCCAAUAAUGCCAAAAUAGGAGACAGCAGCAGUCUGAACCCGGUGACACAAUCCAUGACCUCGGCCAAUCUCCAAAGCCACUAUCCCACGACAGCAGCUACCUCGUCGUCCAUGUUCGCCUCGAAUCCGGCGCUGUUCUCCAGUCAGUGGAAGAUUCAGGGCACGGAUUUCUCCCAUCUCCAUCCGGCCCACUUCUCCAUUGCCAACCUGAUGGCCGCUCAGGGCCCGUACAGUUCGGAGAAUCGCCUGCCCGGGAUUAUGUCCGAGCAUUAUAAGCCCAGCGGCACAGUGUCGGCCAAUGGGCCGUACGACAGUUCCUAUGCAGCACUGAAUUCCAUGACCAGCGCCUAUCCGCCGGCAUUUCAAAGCAAUCCCGAAUCAUAUUUCGGCUACAGCACAUCGGGACUAUGAUCGCAAUAUGUCUGUGCGUUGUACAAAUAUUAUUAGCAAAAUUAUAACAAUACCAGAGGAUCCGGCCGACCUAUGUAUAGGUUAGUCUGCGAGAUGACCUAUGUUUUUGCAGUAGUUUUUCUUUGUCUCUCAGGAUAAUAGUUCCUAAAAGCCAAAAACUUUAUUUAAGUUGACGUUUUACCUCUUCUUUAACAAUAAUCUCUUUCCUUUCAUGAUCUACUGUUGUUUUUUUCUUUUUUUGCCUGUUUUAAUUGUGUACACGUUUUAUUGUGUAUGUUGACGGUUAAUAUUCGAAUGAUACAAUUAUAUGCACUUGUCCGCCGAAGACAAAAUAACGCUGAUGUUUG
This is a messenger RNA of Paramacrobiotus metropolitanus, 2113 nucleotides long. RefSeq names its product forkhead box protein A2-like. Gene Ontology annotation, biological process: cell differentiation; anatomical structure morphogenesis; regulation of transcription by RNA polymerase II. The transcript has 2 exons. The record is from RefSeq and is a predicted model, not a curated record. The coding region runs from base 426 to 1766 and encodes 446 amino acids. Gene Ontology annotation, molecular function: protein domain specific binding; RNA polymerase II cis-regulatory region sequence-specific DNA binding; DNA-binding transcription factor activity, RNA polymerase II-specific. Lineage: Eukaryota; Metazoa; Tardigrada; Eutardigrada; Parachela; Macrobiotidae.